ACGCCUCACGCCGGCGCAAGUUCUCGCGAUAAGCUCCGUGGUGUGGUUACCAGGGGAACGUGAUUUUGUGCUUCGCCACAUUGCUUGUGGGUGAUGAACACCGAACCUUUUACGGUUAUGUUUCCGUGAAAAAGGCCAAAUAUAUAGUACUAGAUAGUGUCCCCAAAAAUGGGGAACAAGGCAGUGUCGUAGCAUCGUGGCUGGAGUGUUCCUGCUUAAAACACAGGUACUGUCCUCGUUCAGCCUUCCUUCAAAAUGCCGUCUAGCCAGAUCCUGCAGCCAGUUCUCAAAAUGAAGGUGGACGAGCUCUUCCUCACCUGGCUGAGCGACAGCAAAACCCAGAAGGUCCUGAAGGACUACCUGGAGCUCAUUAAGAAUGGACAGCAGUGUGACCUCAGCGACAUGGGCACCAAGGAGAAAAAAACACUGUCUUUCAAUGAGAACAACAACGUGGCGUCCCAAAAGAACUGCGCGGCGGAGAAGAAGCCCAUCGUCUUGAGCCCCCCGUCGUCCGCCACCUUGCCCUCGGGUUGCAUCGGCGGCACCAGGGUAACGGGACCCCACGGCAGGAUACUACGGAGGUCUGUCAGCUCCAAAAAGGCACAGGUGAGGACAGAGCAGCCCGUCACCAACCCUCUGAGCGAAAGCAUUCCAAAGUUCUACUUCCCGUUGGGUCGGCCCCAAGCCAACCUCAACAUCGACAGCCUCAUUUCCAAAGUCGAGGCGACGUUUUGCCAAUUCCCCAAUGAAAGGGCCACCAUUGAAGACAUGGGGCAGGUUGCCAAGGCCUGCGAGUGUCCCUUCUACUGGAAGAUGCCAUUGUUCUGCUCGACUGGAGGCGACAGGACGGGUUUCGUGUCUGUUCACAAGUUCGUGGCGAUGUGGAGGAAAAUGUUGCAGACCUGUCACGACGACGCGGCCAAAUUCGUGCACCUCCUGGCCAAGCCUGGCUGCAAUUACCUUGAACAAGACGACUUUAUUCCCUUCCUGCAGGAUGUGGUCAACUCUCACGCUGGCUUGGCCUUCCUGAAGGAGGCACCAGACUUCCACUCAAGAUACAUAACCACGGUGAUCCAAAGGAUCUUUUACAACGUGAACCGCUCCUGGACCGGCAAAAUAACUUGUUUGGAGCUGCGCAAAAGUAACUUCCUUCAGAACGUGGCGUUGUUGGAGCAAGAAGAAGACGUGAACCAGCUGACAGAGUUUUUCUCCUACGAACAUUUCUACGUCAUCUACUGCAAGUUUUGGGAGCUGGACACUGACCACGACCUGUACAUCGACCAGAAGGACCUGGCGCAACACAACGAUCAAGCCAUCUCCCAAAAGAUGAUUGAGAGAAUAUUCUCAGGAACAGUAACAAAGGACAGACGUGUCUUCAAGGAGGGACGCUUGAGCUACGCUGAUUUUGUUUGGUUCCUCAUCUCAGAGGAGGACAAGAAGACAGACACCAGUAUAGAGUACUGGUUCCGCUGCAUGGACCUGGACGGGGACGGCGUGCUGAGCAUGUACGAGAUGGAGUUCUUCUACGAGGAGCAGUGCCUGAAGUUGGACAGCAUGGCCAUCGAGCCGCUGCCCUUUGAGGACUGCCUCUGCCAAAUGCUCGACCUCGUCAAGCCGGAGGUCAAAGGUCAAAUCACCCUGCGUGACCUGAAGAAGUGCAAGUUGUCACACAUCUUCUUCGACACCUUCUUCAACAUCGAGAAGUACCUGGACCACGAGCAGAGGGACCCCUUCUCCAUCAUCAAGGAAGUGGAGACGGACGGCCAGGAAAUGUCGGACUGGGAGAGAUACGCCGCAGAGGAGUACGACAUCCUGGUGGCCGAGGAGGCCGCCGCCGCCGAUCACGGCAAUGAGUACGACAACCCGCUGAGUCCUAUAGAAGCUCACAUCUCAGCCGACAUGCCUCUGAGGAAAAGACACUUCUUUCAGUUCCCAAACCCUCACUGCAACCUGGAACUGGACGAAUACGAGGACGACUUUGAAGAAUGACACGCCUCCAUGAGACAAGAUCAGUAAGACUUCUUCUUCUUCUACCACCAUGAAGAAGUCGCCUAAAACAUUCAAAGUUGGACUGGGAUAGUCUCCGCCUCCACACUACCAUUGGCUAACUUGACAUUCCAGUGAUGGUACCGGAAGCUUCUGUGCAAAAACAUGAUCUGCUUGGUGUGUGCGUGCGUGUGAGAUGAGUGAUUUAAUUUAUAAAAGACUGUAAAUAUUUCUUUGCUGUGAUGUAAAUGAACACAUUAUUUUAUAUGUCAUCAACAUAAUAAAGAAAGCCUUAUGCUCAUUGA
Messenger RNA from Nerophis lumbriciformis (worm pipefish), 2291 nucleotides. RefSeq names its product protein phosphatase 2, regulatory subunit B'', beta (gene ppp2r3b). The record is from RefSeq and is a predicted model, not a curated record. Lineage: Eukaryota; Metazoa; Chordata; Actinopteri; Syngnathiformes; Syngnathidae. Gene Ontology annotation, biological process: protein dephosphorylation. Gene Ontology annotation, cellular component: protein phosphatase type 2A complex. Gene Ontology annotation, molecular function: protein phosphatase regulator activity; calcium ion binding.